Messenger RNA from Acanthoscelides obtectus, 1849 nucleotides. The record is from the annotation of a GenBank genome assembly. NCBI's taxonomy places the organism in Eukaryota, Metazoa, Arthropoda, Insecta, Coleoptera, Chrysomelidae.
UAACAACCUACAGCUACUGAACAUGGUACUCCUAGCUUUAAUUUUAUGACAGUUACUCAAGAAAUAUGGCUUCAGAAAAAUGUAUAUUUCGUGGCCCACCACUUCCGAAUGAAGUACCUGCAAAGAGCUUGGGGCGUUUAUUCUACAAUGUGCUUGAGAGAAGUCCAAACAAUGUAUUUCUGGUCGAUGUUACUGCUAGGAGGGAAUUAACUGGCAAAUGUUUGCUGGCUGCUUCUGUGAAUUUGGCAUCUACAUUGAAAACAUUUGGAUUGGGAAAGGGUGAUAUGGUAGGGAUAGUUUCACCAUCUACGUGGAAAUAUGCAGUUUGUAUCUUUGCGAAUGCAUUCUUAGGAGUAACAAUUGCAGGCACAAAUCCAAAUUAUCUUAAAGUAUUUUUUCCAGAUGAUCUUACCCAUUUUCUUGUGAAAACACACCCGCGGGUGAUUUUCGUAACAACCUGCGUGUACGAGAGAGUGAGGGAGGAUCUGCAUCAACACCACCCUUAUGUAGAAAAAGUGAUAAUUUUAGACUCAAGCGUGAGCGAACGGAAUGUACUAAGCUUCAACACCGUUAUACAGGGACAUGAACAGACAGAAUCCAUUGAAAUAGCUGAGGCUAAUGAUGAUGAUCCUGUUUCCGUUUUGUUCUCCUCUGGAACUACUGGACUUCCUAAAGCAGUUCCUUUUAGUCAGAAGGCUCUUAAGACUAUAAUCACUAUAGCCAAUUUCAGCAGCCCUAAUUACAUCGCAAUAACAGAAAGUACAACAACACUGGUAAUACCACCUUUUUUCCAUAUAUUCGGUCUGCUCUUCCUAGUAAGCUGCAUAAUUGGAAAAGGAAAAGUGAUCAUUAUGGAAAAAUUCAAACCAGAUUUGUUCCUGCAGAGUAUUGAAAAGUACAAAGUAACCCUACUACCUUUGGUCCCCUCCCUCAUGGUAUUCAUGGUCAAGAGUCCUCUAGUAGACGAGUACGUUAUUUCAUCUGUGAAGGAUGCAUUUUGUGGAGGAGCACCUAUAGGCGUAGACCUGGAGAAACAAUUUUCCAACAAAGUGAACAACGUGCAGCCCCGCCAAGCAUACGGACUGACAGAAGCUGGCAUAGUGAGCCUGAUAUAUCCAGGAUCGUAUAAGCCGCCAGGAUCGUAUAAGCCGGGCAGCGUAGGAAAGUUAACACCCACCGUCGAGUUGAAAAUAAUCGACUCUGAUUCCAAAAAGGUCCUGAAACUGAACCAACCUGGAGAAAUAUGCGUCAAAGGACCGACCAUAAUGAAGAGCUACUUGAACGAUGAAGAGGUUUCUGAGAAAGAUAUUGAUUCGGAUGGGUUCCUGUAUACAGGAGAUCUGGGUUUCAUUAGUGAAGAUGGAUAUUUGUUUAUCGUUGAUAGGAUUAAGGAGGUGAUCAAAUAUAAAGGGUUCCAGGUUCCACCUGCGCAGUUAGAAGACCGACUACUGAAGCACCCUGGAGUAAAGGAAGCUGCAGUUGUGGGAAAACCAGACGCGAAAGCAGGUGAAUUACCCACAGCGUUCGUUGUCAAGCAAGAAAAUGCAACGGUAACAGCACAAGAGCUGAUAGAUUUGAUAGCAGAACAUUUCCACGAGGAUAAACGGUUACAUGGUGGCGUUAUUUUCAUCGACGAAAUUCCAAAGACGGCUACGGGGAAACUUGCUAGAAAGGCGCUGAGAGACCUAGUUAGACAAUAUUGAGAAAUAAUUGACUUCGAAAAACUAACACUAUUUAUUAAGCAUUUCAAUUAUAAUUUGAUAAACGACAAACCUCACAUAUGAAUAUAUAUUUGAAUGUGUUAUGUCUGUAAUAAAUCAUUUAAAAUAAAAUUAACAUCAAAGUGUCA